AUGACAAAUUCUAAAGAUUUCUGUCAGCGACAUGAUGAAGAGACUGUUAAAUUCUACUGUAAAGAUUGUACCGUAGCCGUAUGUUGGAGAUGUUUCGUGGCCGAUCAUAAUGGACAUAAAUUUUUGGAUUUACAGGAAGAUGAAGUCAGAAAAAAUAUCAGGCAGGACUUUAAGUCACUGAAUGAUGAAUUAGAAAAACAAAUCACUAAUUUUCAGCAACAUUAUGAUAAUUUAAAUAUUAAGUUAAUUGAAGUGAAAAACUGCACCAAAACUGAAUGUGAGAAAGUAGAUGCGCAGGUUGUGAAAAUUUGCUCAGAAUUUCAUAAAAUCGGAGAAGAUGUUAAAAAGGAAAUGAAGAAAAAUGGGGAAAAGGAAGAAUCCAAAUUCAGGAAAUUAAUGGAGGACAGUAAAAGACUAACAGAAGAGUUAAAAGCAAGUGUUAAAUAUUCAGUGAACGUUUUAGAAGAUUCGUCCAUUGUUCAAGUUUUACAAAGAUUACCUAAAGUUAGACAAGAAAAAGAUGAAAGUAGCUGCAAAAAAUUGGAUAUACCUGAUGUAAGAUAUUCAACAUUUCAAGAAGCAGACAUAGAUAAAACUCUGUUAACUAAUCAACUUGGUAAAAUUGUAAGCUGUCGUCAGAAAAUGAUUGGUAAAAUUGUAAGUGGUCAGAAGAGUAUGUUUGAAGAAAUUCGUAAUUUGGAUACUGUGGGACAUGGUUAUGGGCAUGAUGGUAAACAACAUGUAGUUUCAGGUUUUACAUGGAGUAUACGUUUACGUCGAGACUCAUCAUCGUCAUUACAUGUUAAAUUAUACCUUGAUGAUGUAGAAGAUAAAAGUAUUACGUCAUGCAAUGUUGACGUCAUAUAUAAAGUUAUAAAUAAAACAGAUGAUAGAAAAUCUGUGUUUAAAAAAUAUGACGGGACUCUCACACCUGGUGGCUGGUUAUAUUGUUAUGAUCUAAUUGACUGGAAGAAACUCUGUAAGUAUGCCAGGGGAUUUACUGAUGGUCAUAGAAACUUUACAAUCCAAGUAACAAUUGAUAAAAUAAGUGGCAUUACAAGACGUAAAUAA
Molecule: messenger RNA, 1071 nt
Organism: Patella vulgata (common limpet)
Lineage: Eukaryota; Metazoa; Mollusca; Gastropoda; Patellidae
Product: E3 ubiquitin-protein ligase TRIM71-like
Exons: 1
Coding region: 1-1071 (356 amino acids)
Molecular function (GO): zinc ion binding
Source: RefSeq, a predicted model, not a curated record